AUGUCGUCAGUGGUACGUCGUCUCGUUGAUAAGGCCUCCUUGCCGCCCUGUGCGCUUCGCAUUCACCCGUCAGACCCAACGGUCUUCUAUAUCGGCACAUACAAGCUCGUGAAAGAUAACGAAAGGUACGGAACAAUCGAAAUAUGGAAAUGCACGAAAACGCUACAGAAGGUAAACGAGAUCGCAGCAGGAUCGGCGAUUCUGGACCUCAAGUUCGACCCGUUCGACGAAUCGCGGCUGAUUAGCGUCCAUUCAAUGGGAAACCUGAAAAUAUGGAAAUUAACGGACGAUAAUCUGCAUUUGAGAGAAACUUUAAAUUAUCAGGCAUAUGAAGAAAUUACGCUCAUAACCGCAGCCAACUUUCAUCCAACAAGGCAAAACGUGCUCACGUUGAGCACCACAACAGGAGUCUGUUCUGUUCUCACACUGGGCGAGAAAAUAAACCAAAGGGACUUCGACACGACUCAUGACCUAGAAUGCUGGUUUUCCACUUUUGGCUGUUUUGACGGCUUGCAAGACGUUGUAUUUUCAGGGGGAGACGAUAGAAACCUGAUCGCACAUGAUAACAGAAUGGCAGAUUUCCCUGUCUGGAAGACAGACCGCUUACAUGACGCAGGAAUUGUCUCAGUGCUGCCAGCCACACCGUCUUGGAAUAGUGCACAUCCUUACACCGUGUGGACAGGGAGCUACGACGACCAUCUAAACUUGCUCGAUUUGCGCGUCAGUCCACCCAGUGAUCUGAUCCCUGGGGUUCCGCCAAGAGUUUUGCAACGAGAAAACCUUGGCGGAGGGGUGUGGAGACUAAUUCCCGGGCCCAACAAUGAUGGCCGCGUUCUGUGUUGCGCCAUGUAUGCCGGUUGCAGAAUGCUCAAGUCCGCUGACGACACGAUCAUUGUCGAGCAGGAGUUCAAGGAUGAUCACGAUUCCAUGGUCUACGGAGGUGACUGGACUGCAGGCAACAUGGUGACGUGUAGUUUCUACGACCAAGUCAUUCAGGUUUGGGAUCAGCAAUAA
Ogataea parapolymorpha DL-1 is the source of this 1014-nucleotide messenger RNA. RefSeq lists its product as uncharacterized. The record is from RefSeq and is a predicted model, not a curated record. The transcript has a single exon. The coding region runs from base 1 to 1014 and encodes 337 amino acids. NCBI's taxonomy places the organism in Eukaryota, Fungi, Ascomycota, Pichiomycetes, Pichiales, Pichiaceae. Gene Ontology annotation, molecular function: protein binding.